UUUACCGUGGAGUCUGAGCUGGGUGUAACCUAACUAGCUAGAGGAUAUGCAAUUCCUGAUUGACAGCAGGACCAGCAUUAUGCAGAUUUUGUAAGAGAGAACAGCAGCUCAGAAACAGUGAUUAGGGGCUCUGUUAGGAAUCACUACAUUCACCACUCAUAUCUUUAGUUUUUCAUUUUUCUGUCUACUGGAUUUGUAAACAAAUAGUACAAAACAGUUCCUCUUUUGUUUUUAUUAAAGUGAUACUGCAGUGCAGUUUCAGUCUAUCAGCUAGGCAAACGUGUUGGAAUUCGAUAUUCUCCCUAAAUUAGCUAAUUUUUAGCUGUGUUCCAUGCUUAUCUCUAGACCUUUGUGUAUUAAAUCCUACCUCGAGCUGUUCUCUUUACACACAAGUGUGUUUUGCUUGUGCCUUCCUGUCUUCUUCAGUGAGAAGCUUUAUGUAGGUCAGGCUUGGCUUAAGCAGAUUUCCUGAACCUGCGUCAGCUUAAGCUGGAGGAAUUUUAAUAAACCCUCCCCUGUAGGCGUGGGCCUAAAUGAGGCUAGCCUAGUUAAGCCUGAUCUUCUUCUGUUUGUGAAAAGAGCUGAGCAGAGCUGAAGGCUGCAUGGUGGUUUCAGAAACUGCCUACUUAAUUUGAAAAGAACAAUGGUAGGAAAAGCUAGAUCUUCCAAUUUUACCUUAUCUGAAAAGCUUGAUUUGUUAAAGCUUGUGAAGCCAUAUGUUAAAAUUCUGGAAGAACACACUAACAAACAUUCAGUAAUAGUGGAAAAGAAUAGAUGUUGGGAUAUCAUAGCAGUUAACUAUAAUGCAAGUGGAGUAGACCGCCCUCCUCGAACAGCGCAGGGCCUACGCACUCUUUACAAAAGGCUCAAAGAAUAUGCCAAACAGGAGCUAUCGCAGCAAAAAGAGACCCAAUCAGAUUUUAAAAGCAAUAUUUCUGAGCCAACCAAGAAAGUUAUGGAGAUGAUUCCCCAGAUUUCCAGUUUUUGCCUGAUAAGAGACAGGAACCACAUACAAAGUGCAAACUUGGAUGAGGAAGCACAGGCUGGUACAAGUUCACUACAGGUAAUGUUGGACCACCAUCCAGUUGCUAUUACAGUGGAGGUGAAGCAAGAAGAAGACAUUAAGCCUCCUCCUCCACUGGUUUUAAAUUCUCAACAGAGUGAUACUUUAGAGCAAAGAGAAGAACAUGAAUUAGUACAUGUUAUGGAAAGAUCUUUGUCACCGUCACUUUCCUCUGUUGAUAUGAGAAUGACAUCGUCUCCAUCUUCUAUCCCAAGGAGAGAUGAUUUUUUUCGGCAUGAAAGUGGAGAAAAUUUUAGGUCACAGUUAGGGUAUGAUCCUCAGAUUCUGCAAAUGCUGAAAGAGGAGCAUCAGAUAAUUUUAGAAAAUCAAAAAAAUUUUGGAUUAUAUGUUCAGGAGAAGAGGGAUGGAUUGAAAAGAAGGCAGCAGCUAGAGGAAGAGCUGCUAAGAGCAAAAAUUGAAGUGGAGAAGCUGAAAGCAAUUCGCUUACGGCAUGAUCUAUCUGAAUAUAAUAGUCUCUAAGAUUUUUUUUACAGUCUUGCAAUUUGAUAAUUUUAAUUUUGGCCAAAUUACUUUCAUUUGGGAAUAUCUUGAAGCAGAGUACAUAUUCUUUUUUUUUUGGCCACGCCUCAUGGCACGUAUGAUCUUAGUUCCCUGGCCAGGGAUUGAAUGCACGCUCCCUGCAGUGGAAGCACAGAGUCUUAACCACUGGACCACCGGGGAAGUCCCAGAGUGCAUAUUCUUAAAAAAUAUUGUUAAUCUCUAUUAUGAAAAAGGCUUUUUUGACAUGAUUUUCUAAUUAUUUGAUUUUCCUUUGAUAUAUAUUAAAACGCUGAUUGGUAUGGUUAUAAAUUUUUUUGUCUUCCUCUGAUUUUUUUCCUAAGAUGUUUUAAUUGUUGGCCUUACAAAAGAUGUUUUAUUUUGAUUAUUAACAUAUACAUAAAUAACAUAUAAAUACAUAAGUAUUCUUUCAAAGUUCUGAAUCU
Messenger RNA from Kogia breviceps (pygmy sperm whale), 2007 nucleotides. RefSeq names its product fibrinogen silencer binding protein (gene FSBP). NCBI's taxonomy places the organism in Eukaryota, Metazoa, Chordata, Mammalia, Artiodactyla, Physeteridae. Gene Ontology annotation, cellular component: nucleus. The record is from RefSeq and is a predicted model, not a curated record.